Sphenostylis stenocarpa is the source of this 552-nucleotide messenger RNA. The record is from the annotation of a GenBank genome assembly. Lineage: Eukaryota; Viridiplantae; Streptophyta; Magnoliopsida; Fabales; Fabaceae.
AUGUAUAACUCGUUGAUGAUGAGUUGGAUGUUGGUGUUGGGCAUCACUGUAAUCAGCUUUGCGAAUGGACAAACUGUGCCACCUUGCGCCCGGCGACUAUCUCCAUGCAUUGAUUUCAUGAACUCCACCAACCCACCACAAACUUGUUGCGAUCCGGUCAAAGAAGUAAACACAACUCAGAAAACAUGUUUCUGCCAAGUGGCAUUAAGUCCUGGAAUGCUUGAAGGUAUAGGUAUCACUACCGCUCAGGCUGUCCAACUUCUUCAAUCAUGCGGUGUAGACUUCAAAAUCACCAACUGUGAAGGUAAGCCUCUGUUUUGCCCACCAUUUUCUGCGCUUCUGUUCAUAUUCUUCGGCUCCACCCCCGUCGUCGGUGCAGCCCCCAGAUUUGACUUGGAUAUGAUCUACUUGUCUGGGAAUGAAGCUAUAGGCCUUUUUGCUUUUCUUAUAUUCUACUCAUACCAAGCUUUGUUGCAAUCAGUCGCAGCUCCCCCUAUUGACUUCUUUGGAACUUCUGAUUCAUUUGUUUCUUGGUUAUGUAAACCUAAUUAA